AUGUACCUUGUCACUGUGUUGGGAAACCUGCUCAUCAUCCUGGCAGUCAGCUCAGACUCCCACCUCCACACACCCAUGUACUUCUUCCUCUCCAACCUGUCCUUGGUAGACAUCUUUUUCACUUCUACCAUUGUCCCAAAGAUGCUAUGGAACAUCCAGAAACAAAACAAAGCCAUAACCUAUGGAGGAUGCAUCACCCAGAUGUAUUUUUUCUUACUAUUUGCAGGACUGGACAACUUCCUCCUGACUGUGAUGGCCUAUGACAGACAUGUGGCCAUCUGCCACCCCCUGCACUACUUGGUCAUCAUGAACCCUCGGCUCUAUGGACUUCUGGUUCUGGUGCCCUGGAUCAUAAUUGUCUCCUUGUUUUAUGGUACAGCCUUAGGCGUGUACCUCAGUUCUGCUUUUACCCAGAGCUCACACUCAAAUGCAGCUGCCUCAGUGAUGUACACAGUGGUCACACCCAUGCUGAACCCUUUCAUCUAUAGUCUCAGGAACAAAGACAUAAAGAGGGCCCUGCAAAAAUUUAUUGGGAUAGUAGCUAUAAAAGGUCCAGUUGUCCUAGGGUUGAAGAAAUGCACAUGA
Pipistrellus kuhlii (Kuhl's pipistrelle) is the source of this 585-nucleotide messenger RNA. Its product is annotated as olfactory receptor 7A10-like. The coding region runs from base 1 to 585 and encodes 194 amino acids. Gene Ontology annotation, biological process: G protein-coupled receptor signaling pathway. The transcript has 2 exons. Gene Ontology annotation, cellular component: membrane. Gene Ontology annotation, molecular function: olfactory receptor activity; G protein-coupled receptor activity. Lineage: Eukaryota; Metazoa; Chordata; Mammalia; Chiroptera; Vespertilionidae. The record is from RefSeq and is a predicted model, not a curated record.